AUGAACAUUCACGAAAGGCUAGGUCCCCAGGGUGGUCAGCUGGAUAACCCUCACAGUGAGGACUAUGAGGAAAGGCGCUCCACUACUCACUCUCGAAGAGUUGAUUCUCGUCGGCAAGCUACAAAAAAUCAUUCGCAAGCGCAGUCCACCAACACGCUGCCUAAGCAGCGUAGGAGAGAAGAUCGACCUUUGCAGAUCAACGAGGAGGUCAAUCAGCAUUGCCAAAACCGCUAA
Molecule: messenger RNA, 234 nt
Organism: Prunus armeniaca (apricot)
Lineage: Eukaryota; Viridiplantae; Streptophyta; Magnoliopsida; Rosales; Rosaceae
Source: the annotation of a GenBank genome assembly